AUAGGUCACUGGGAGGGGACAGCUGCUGAGGGGACAUCCAGGACCGGACUGAACCUGUGUUCCCCUUGCCUAAGCCAUGCAACUCUGUGGGAGUGGCGCGCUGCUGACUGAGACAGACCUUGGGGAGUCUCAGAAACAGCUGAAGAAGAAGCAGAAGAACCGGCUGGCUGCCCAGCGCAGCCGGCAGAAGCACACCAGUAAGGCGGACGCUCUGCACCAGCACGAAUCCUUGGAGAAACAGAACCACGCCCUUCGGAAGGAGAUCCAGGCCUUGCAGACUGAACUGGCAGGGUGGGGCCGGACACUGCAUUUGCAUGAACGCCUGUGUGGAGUGGACUGUGAUCCCUGCCCUGUUCUGCUGCCCUCUGGAUGCCCAAUCCAGGCCAAGCAACUCUCAGGACAACCUGCUCCUCACGGAUACCAUGGCUGCCAGGAACCACUGGGCCCGUUCCAGACUCCGGGCUCCUCUCCCCGAGCCCAGCAUCUCUCUCCAGGUCCAUGCUAUCACGAGUCUCCUUCCCUCCUGCCCUCACUGGCCUUUGACCCUCUCAUGGUGAGGACUCCUGUAGCCCAGCUCUCUGCCAGCCCUGUCCUGUCUGCAUCAUCAUCUUCUGACUCCAGCCUGCCGGGGUAUUUCUCUAAGCUUGAUGCCCUCAUACCCAGCCCCCAAGACCAGCUGGUCCCUCCACAACCCCUCAGGCAGGAGCAGCCCACCAGUGGCAGGCUGGCAUCUUCCGACUCUCCAGCUGCUCUGGGACCAGAGUGUCCACAGAACAGAGAGCAUUUGCCUGCACUGCCUGGCUCCUCCGCUCAUUGGCAGAAGUCACCUGCGGCCCCUAGCCCACAGGCCCCCACGGCCUUCCCCCUGCUCUCUUCUGCAAACGUCCACUUCUAGCCUACGUCUAGCGAGGGGCUGCCUUACUUGAAGGUAGCCUGAGCACCCAGGAAGCUCCUCCAUUUCUGCUCUUCCUUGAGUUACUGAGUGCCUACCACUGCGGACCACACAAAGCCAUCCUGUCCCUCAGUACCGCAAAGGAUGAUGGGAGGGCCGAGUGCAAGAACCUUGAACCUGGCUGGAGCAUUGCCUGUAUCCUUCUUGGAAGGACUCCCAGCUCUGCACACUGACAUCAGGCUCCCCCAGAAUGGCUCCUUCAUGGCUCUUGGGACUACUGGGGCUGUGACAGCUAGGAGAGUAAGUGGGAUCUCUGAAAGGGUGGUCAUUUGCAGCACCCCAAAGUGCCUCAAGCUCUUCACCAGGUUUUCACACACAGAUGGUGUGUCAGAAGUGAAUCCACUCCUGGAUCAGAGCACACUUCUUGGCACAUAGGAUGGUAAAUAAAAUGUUCCCCUGCCUCUUAAAA
Messenger RNA from Mus pahari (shrew mouse), 1361 nucleotides. RefSeq names its product basic leucine zipper ATF-like transcription factor 2 (gene Batf2). The record is from RefSeq and is a predicted model, not a curated record. The transcript is spliced from 3 exons. Bases 77 to 895 code for a protein of 272 amino acids. Gene Ontology annotation, cellular component: nucleus. Lineage: Eukaryota; Metazoa; Chordata; Mammalia; Rodentia; Muridae. Gene Ontology annotation, biological process: regulation of transcription by RNA polymerase II. Gene Ontology annotation, molecular function: DNA-binding transcription factor activity, RNA polymerase II-specific; RNA polymerase II cis-regulatory region sequence-specific DNA binding.